Molecule: messenger RNA, 11233 nt
Organism: Drosophila kikkawai
Lineage: Eukaryota; Metazoa; Arthropoda; Insecta; Diptera; Drosophilidae
Gene: Rbcn-3A
Product: rabconnectin-3 alpha
Biological process (GO): vacuolar acidification
Cellular component (GO): RAVE complex
Molecular function (GO): protein binding
Source: RefSeq, a predicted model, not a curated record
CCGCAGUGGCAAAGAACUCAACUCUAAUUUUUAUGUAAUGUCACUUUGUUGUGUUGUUACAAGCAGCAAGAAAAAAGUCGUGCUAGAAACCAAAGAACCAAGAACCCAAACCGACCCUACGAUCCGUGCGCUGUGAUGUGAUAGCCAACCGCGAGGAACCAUGAAUUGUCACCAGAUACUGAGCGGCGCCUGCAAUGCGGGCGACCGGUGCUUCGCCAUUGGCUCCGUGGAAGGCAUACCAUUUACAGCCUACGCCGCCGGCUGCAAUGUGGUCAUCCUGGCAAGCACAUUUGAACGCGUCCAGAUCAUACCGGGCGCCAACCAUGGCUACGUCAAGAUAUCCGCCUUGGACUGCAGCACCGAUACGGGCAAGAUAGCUGCUGCCUACGAGAAUAAGAUAUGCAUUUUCGAGCCCACGCCGGUGAUAGAGUCCAGCAAGCACAACACCCACUUCCUGGAUUACAGAUGGGUGCAAACUGGCUCCUUUACGAGCCACUCGAGCGUGGUGACCCUGUCCUGGAAUCUGGAAGGCACCCGCCUGCUUACGGGCGGCACAAACAUCCAGCUGUGGAAGAGCAAAUCGCCCACACACCAGCAGGAGGAGGAGCAUACGGGCGUCAAGUUCGAGAUUGGCGAGAGCAAGGAGCCCAAGCAGUCGUCCAACAACGCCCAGACGGAUGAUGUGUCCACGUGGGAGAAUAUCUGGAGCUGCCAGACGGCCAUACCCAUUUACCACAUGGCAUUUAGUCCCGAUGGCACGCUCUUUGCCACCUGCGGACGCAACGAUCGCCUGGUGAAGAUCUGGUAUGAGAACAAACAGGUUCUCUUCCCCGCCAAAGGGUCCAGUGCAGCAGGGGCUUCUUCGGCCUCGGCUCGCCACACUGGUGGCUCCGACGAUGUCACUGGCACCGGGUCUGGCGGAGAGCUGAACUUCACCUACGUGUAUAUAGCCCAUCCGCGGGCCGUGUCCAACAUUGUGUGGCGAAAGACGAGCAAGUAUAUGCCCAAGGGAUCGGUGGCCAAUAUGCUGGUCACCUCCUGCCUGGACAACAUCUGCCGCAUCUGGAUAGAGACAGUGCUGCCGGACGACGGGAUGGUGAACAUGACCCAGUUUGAUCCGAUGGCCUCCCAGAAUCCCAAGUUCCGGACCCAUCGGCACAAGCAUCGAUUUAUGCAGCGGCUGAAGCACAUGAAGACCUGCUUCCACAUCCGUCGGCACAUGAAGGCCGGAGCCAAUGCCAGCAGUGGAGGAGGAGGAGCUGUUGGUGGUGCCACUAGUGGCGGUGGCAGUGGUCCUGCUGGUGCCAUGGGUGCCAUGGGCAGCUCACCGGCCAGCUAUAGCAAUUAUUUGGGACCCAUACCAUCGCUACCAUCCUCGUGCAGUGUUCACGACUUUCACUCGUAUGGCUUCCAGGGAUCGGGCGUUACGCCCGGCAUGCAUUUCCAUUUGGCGGCGUCAAUUAAUGCGGAAACGGACAUACCGCUGGUGCCAUCGAUGCAGACGAGCGACCCGGCCAACCAGAAUGUCUUCAUUUUGCACUGGCUGAACAACAAGGAGAUGCAUUUCACCCUGCAGGCGGAGGCCAUCCUGCAGGAGCUCACCAAGAAGGUGAUUGACGAGGAGAAUGGCCAUGGUAAUGCCUCCAGUGGCGGCGGUGGUGGUGGUGUGGAUCUGCCCGAUGAUGCCCAUGGCUCCCACUCGCAGGCUCAGGCCCACAAGAAGUACCUACGAUCCUCCAAGUCGGUGUCCGUGGAUGAUAGCGGCGAGGAAUACAGUCGCUAUUCGCAGCACACUGCCGGCACAGCGGGCAUGGGCGCCGGAGGAGUUGGUGGACUCCACCUGAACUCCAUGUCCAAUACAACCUCCCAGAACUCGCUGAACAACGAGCCGGCUCACCCCAUCACCCAGCUGGUGGACUCGCUGGACAAUAAGAUCGAGUGCCUGCUGAGGGACUGGCACCAGAGUCCGGAUCUGCUGUUCGCCAUCCAUCCCGUGGACGGUAGCUACCUGAUCUGGGUGAUUGAGUGGCUGGAUGACUACUAUCCGGGUUCGUUCCGGCAGGCGCAGGUCUCGUUCUCCACGCGCAUACCCUCGGCCUUUCCUUUGGGCGAUGCCAUGUCCAUGUCCACCACGGUCAGCCUGUUCAAUACGGGCACCCAUCCGCUGGCCUUUCGCGACAUUGCCAACAAUGUGCGCAGCAAGGAUGAGUUCCACAAGGGCCAGGCGGAUGACUCCUCGCUGAAGAGUGACCAGCAUUCGGGACAGACCUUUGAGCGGCACGACGAAGAGCAGGAGGAUGGUGUAGGGGGAGUAGCGGAGGACGGCGAAGAUCGGGAUGGCGAUGCUGACCAAGAUCAGGAGGCCAGCGGUGCAGCGGCCAGCGGUGGAGCUGUGGAUCAUAGCAGCAGCUCUCAGGAUUCGGCUGCUGCCGGCGGAGCCAGUGCCCUGCCAUUGAAUGUGUCGCCAUCGGUGUCCAUGGUCACCAAGCACUCGAACGGCACCCUCAAUCUCUGGCAGCUGACGUUCGCCUUCAAGACAAAGUUCACCCAAGUAUUAAGCAUUGGCCAUGUGAGCCGUGCCUCGGGCCAUCGGUUCCGGGUGAAUGACAUCACCUGCCAUCCGGUGCUGCCCCUGCUGGUGUCCACCUCGCACCACAAUCUGCCGGAUUCCCCAGAGGCCAAGUCACCCAUGUCGCCCUUUGAGCAGCCCCUCAGCGGGGGACUAGCCGGCGGCGCAGGAGGAGCCGGAGGAGCCGGAGGAGCAGGAGGAGGAGCUUCAUCUGGUGGCUCCAAUGGAGACAAGGAGGUGUUUACACCCACCGGCUUCUGCUCGGAGCUGAUCCUGUGGCGUGUGGACUCCGUGGGACCGCUGUGCCACUCGGGCGGCGUCAGUGAGCUGGCCAGGAUUAACUCCCCGGAGAUCUCGGCCUUUAGCAAUGUGGCCUGGAUUCCUACUUUGCUGCCUAGCACCACCCUGGGCAGCUACAGCAACUCCCCCUCCGCCUGCUUUGUGGCCAGCGAUGGCGAGAAUUUACGCGUCUAUCAGGCGGUGAUCGAUGCCCGCACGUUGCUGGCGGAGAUCUCCUGCUCGGAGAACCUCAAUACCCUGCACAAGUCGCAUUCGCUGUCGUCGAUGAUCUCCAAUGCCUCGUCGACGAUGCGGGCCCAGCGUUCGGCGCUGCAUGACAAGCUCAAGGUGGUCUCCCAGCAGUCCACAGCUCGUCCUGGCUGCAUCCUCCAGCUGGAUGCCAUAUCGGAUGCCAAGCAUGACUGGCAGAAUACCCAGUUUCUGCAUGUAUUCCAGGCGCAGCUCAUAACGGGUGGCCAGAGGACACCACAAGCGGAUCCUCAUGACCUAGAGGAGCCACGGCUUAAUGCCCUCCUGGAGUCGGACAUGGAUGCCAUUGUGGAUCUGCAGAGGAAUGCCGAUUUCGAGGAACCCUUCUACAUAGUCAACAUUGAGAAGACCCUGAGGGGCAGCACCAUACACAUGUGGCGCAUAGUCAUCAGCUCCAAGCAGCAGAACUCCUUCCUCUCCGAGACGGCCAUGUAUGUCCCAGACAGUAACCUCACCCAGGAGCCGGAUGAGGAGAAUGGUGGCGGCGGGGGAACGGCAGGAGCAGGUGGUGCACCCAAUCCUCGACGAAUGUCCCAGGGAGCUGAGACCCUGACGGGCGCCGAGCAGUUUGGCUCUCAUGUGGAGGCACCACACAUCUCCAUUACCACCAAGAAGGUGUGCACCCAGGAGCUGCCCCUGCCCGAGGGCGUGGAUGUUAUACAUGCCUCUCCCGCCGCCGGCCACCUGAGCAGCUCCAGCAUUUAUCCAGCCUGCUUUGCCCCCUACAUCAUAGUCACCGCCUGCUCGGAUUCGAUUUCCCGCUUCUGGAAAUGUGAACCCAUUGGAGGAGGAUCUACUACUAACCAUGAGGAGGAUACCGAGGGCGAUGCCUACCACUGGAGCGAGUGGAAGAUGUUUAGCCGGAUUCAGCACUCGGCCAUUGAGAUACCCGGCCAGCCGUUGAACAUCAGUGCCGCCUACUCCGGCCGGAUAGCCUGUGCCUACAAGUACGGCAAGAGCUUCACCCGCCCCAACAAGGGACCCGAUCCGGAUUCCAGGUAUGUCAAUCUCUGCGUGGCCAUCUACGAGUGCGAGAGCUCCGGCGGCAGCGAGUGGGUGCUGGAGGACACCAUUCACCUGAAGAAUGUCCACUUGCCGCGCAUCAACAUUGGCCAUGGCAUCGAUCUGAGUUACCUCCACGAUAGCCGGCUGCUGGCCAAGAAGCAGCGCCUCAACCAGGUCCUGCAUACCUUCGCCCAUGAUCCGGAAACCCGCACACCCAGGAGCGGGGAGACCACUCCCGAACUGGCCGUAAAUAGGCCACAAUCGUCGGUGGCCUCGGGCCUGCUGACCGUGCCCAGCUUCAGCACCUUGCAAUCCCUGAGGAAGAGCAUUGCGGAGAAUGGCAACACCUGCCCGCUGACCCAGAAGCAUCUCGUCCAGCUGGACUGGGUGAGCAAGGAGGAUGGCUCCCACAUACUCACCGUGGCGGUGGGCAGCAAGAUCCUGUUGUACACCCCCGUUAGCUCGGACAUUGCCCAGGCCAACAUCAAGGCCAUGAAGGAAUCGAGAUCCGUGAACCGUCCCAUCCUGCGCAAGGCCAGCUCCUUGGCUCAGCCGAAUUUUGUGGAUGAAAUCCGUUGGAUGAAGCUGCGCCAGAUUGAUUUGCAGACGGCGGAUGGUCUGCCUCCUCUGCCCAUGCAGAUCUCUUGGGUGAGGGAUGGCAUUCUGGUGGUGGCCAUGGACUCGGAAAUGCAUGUCUACUCCCAGUGGAAGCCACACUAUUCCUCGCACUUUGCUGCAGCGGCGGCGGCUGCUGCUGGCGAGGAUGUGCCCGAUACAAGGAAUCUGCGCGAUGAGGAUCUGCGCUCCUUGGCCAAUGAAUCCACCCAGCUGAGGCUCAAGAAUGUGGCCUCCAUGCCGCUGAUUAGCAAGGUGAGCACUGCCAAUCUGCAGCUGUUGUCGCACGACAAGAAGCGGCGGUUGGGCAACACCAGCAUGGCCAAUAUGAAUGGAGGAGGAGGAGGAGCUGGAGCAGGAGCAGGAGCAGGCAGUUACUAUAACCAGGAUGAUGGCGGCAACGAUGACUACAUGACGGACUUUGGCUUGUUCCAGGCCUCCCGCAUAGCCUGUCCCGUGCUCCCGCAAUACCACCCCAAGCAGCUCAUGGAGCUGCUCAAUUGCGGUAAAAUCCGCUGGGUGAAGGCCAUCCUGGCUCAUCUGGUGCGCUGCAUGAGCGGCGGCACUAGCUCCAGUCAGGCCAAUCAGGAUGAAGAUGGCUAUGCCCGCCAGCGUAGCUGGUCCAGAUCCCGCACCUUGAGCAUUAGCUAUACGGCGGAUCAGAAUAUCCAGGCGGAGCAUCGAGGCAGCACCACCCAGAUACCCGAGGAGCUGAUGCUGGACUAUGCGGAGAUCAAUUCGAUUCCUCCUCUGCCGCUGUGGGUGCUCCUGAAUGCCGAUAGAGAGACACCGGGUCAGGGCAAUAACAAUGCCGAGGGUGACAAGGAUUACGAUGAGCUCUUUGAUAUGCACAACUCGGAGGACAACCUGGACGAGCUGCUGUCCGAGGGGGAGGAGAAGAAGCGCCAAGAGCGUAGGCUUUCCCUGCCCGAAAAGCACUCCAUUUCGCACUUUGGCCCACGGCAGGGUCAGCUUCUGUCGCGCCUGCUUACCCACACCCACCUGCCGGGACUCUCCUCCCUGGAUCAGAUGCAUCUGCUGGCCCUGGCCGAUACGGUGGCCACCUGCAAUACGGAUUUCUCGGACAAGUUUGCCGCCGAUCAGGGAAAGUCUGGCACGGCGGGUGGUGCCUCUUCUGGGGCCCUUAAGGAUGGCAGCACCAGCACGGAUUCCCUGGAUGACUGCGGCCUGCGCUUCCUGCUGGCCAUGAAGCACUUUACCUACUUGCUGCGCUGUCUGCCACUCCAGCAAAGAGCUCAGUUCCAGCGCCAGGGCGUGGGCACCUCCAACAUUGUGUGGGCUUAUCACUCGGAGAGCGAGGAGGAGCUGCUCAACCUGAUACCCAGCUACACCAAGGGUGACCUCCGCUGGGCCACGCUGAGGGAUCUAGGGAUGGGCUACUGGCUGAAGAACAUAAAUACGCUGAGGAGGUGCGUGGAGAAGCUGGCCAAGUGUGCCUACCAGCAGAAGCAGGAGCCACUGGAUGCGGCCAUCUAUUACUUGGCCAUGAAGAAGAAAUCCCUGGUGUGGGGCCUGUUCCGUUCGCGUCGGGAUGAGAAGAUGACCGCCUUCUUUGGCAACAAUUUUGCCGAGGAUCGCUGGCGGAAGGCGGCCCUCAAGAAUGCCUUUGUGCUGCUGGGCAAGCAGCGUUUCGAGCAUGCAGUGGCCUUCUUCCUGCUGGCCAACAGCCUUAACGAUGCCAUCGAGGUGUGCAUGAAUAAGCUGGAGGACUUCCAGCUGGCCCUCAUCAUAGCCAGGCUGUACGAGGGGGAUGCGGAGGGUUGCUACUAUCAUCGUUUGCUCCACGAGCAUGUCCUGGGCACGGACAUGGAGACGGGACGUUGUGAUAUAACGCGUGCCCACCCGGAUCCCUUCCUGCGCUCGAUGACCUACUGGACCAUCAAGAAGUACCAGGAGAGCCUUAAUACCCUGCUGCUGAAUGGCGUGGGCAGCCUGCAUAGCAGCUACAAGGAGGAGGAUCUGCUGCGUCCAGAGCCGCAGGCCACCAAUCCGAAUGUCUUUAAUUUUUACAUUUAUCUGCGCACCCAUCCGCUGCUCAUCCGCCAGAAUAUAGCCUUGUCGGCGCAGGAGAAGCGCAUUGCCCAUGUGGUCUUGUCCGGCUUUAAUUAUGCCGGCGAUGCCGCUGCUCCCAACUCGGCGGCCGCUUGUGACAAGCAGCUGCAGCUGGAGGAUUCGAUUACGCCCAUCGAGCGGCAGCUGUACUUCACCACCGCCCAUGGACACUUCAAGAGCGGCUGUCCAGCCUUGGCCUUGGAGGUGCUCAACAAGCUGCCCAUGAAGAUAAGCGACGAUACCGGCGGCAGUGUGGCCGGCAGCAGUUUGGCCCAGGAGCGGGCCCAACAGUCCAAGGAGGAGCUGAUUAAUACAGGAAUCAUGGAUCAGUGGGGAGCUGGGACGACGACCAGCUCGGCGGAUGCCUUUGAUUGGGGUGCUCCUGUGGCGGGCAGUGAGCCGGAGGCCAAGUUUGAGAUCAAGUGGGACGACGAGGAGGAUGAGGAUGAGGAAGAGCAGGAGGUGGAUCCCGACCUGGCCACACCGCAGCCUCCACAGCCAGGAGCCUCUGCCUUGGGACGGGGCGGCCAUGGCAAUGGCAACGGCGACACCAAAAUGGACAUCAUGGCCCAGCAGCUAAAGUUCGUGGCCUGCCUGAAGAUCCUCAUGGAGGAGCUGUCCACACUGGCCACCGGCUUCGAGGUGGAUGGCGGCCAGCUGCGUUACCAGCUGUACAUGUGGCUGGAGCGGGAGGUGGAGGCCCUCAAGCAGCUGUGCAACUACUGCAGCCAGUCGGAGCAGUCGGGUCAUGAGGCUGGCGAUGCAGAUGCCGAGGCCAGGGACAAGGAGAUGAAUGCCAGCAUCUGUCCUGGCGGCACGGAUCAGAGACCCACGCUACAUGAGAUCCUGAUGCAGGACAAGCAGGACUUUGAGGCCAAGGUGAUGCGAGCAGCCAAGCGGAAGCGCUGGCUCAAGGCCAACGAGACCCUCCUGCGCACACUCCUCAGCUACUGCUCACUGCAUGGCGCCAGCGGCGGUGGUUUGGCCUCGGUGCGCAUGGAACUGGUCCUACUCCUCCAGGAGCUGCAGCAGGAGAAGACCCAACAGCAGCUGCUCAGCCCCCUGCCCUUCCCCACCACCCUGCCGCUGCUGAGCGCCUGUGUGGCGGGCAACAAAACGGUGAUUGCUGAUCCCAUCAAGUACCUGCAGUCGCAGACGGUGGACAUGCUUCAGAGCAUCAUCAAGGUGCUGCCCUUCCCCGGGAUACAGCCCUCGGCUCUCAGCGAGAUCUUUGUUCUCCGGGACCUGGCAGUGGCACUGUCCUCCUGCAUCUACCAGUCGCUUUGCGACUCCGAGAGCUUUGUGGUGAAUAGUACGGCCUUUAAUCCCAGUCCCGGCAUCGAGAACAUAGCCAAGAUCAACUCCUCGUUCGAGUGCAGCUACCUGGUGGGCAGCAGGAAUGCCUAUGGCAGGCGGCGUAAGUAUUCCACGGAUGAGCCGGCGGGUGUGUGCACCACGCCCUCCAAGUGGCCGGGAGUCACCAAUUUGCGGGCUCUCCUCGCCCGCGAGAAGGAUGAGGAUGUGCCCAAGUUGAAUGUCCUCCUGCUGGAGUCGUUUGUGUCCACGUACAUGGCGCUGUUUAUCUACUCGCUGGCCACCUGCGACAGUCGGUUGCUGUACCGUUUGAGUGGCCAGAGCUUUAGCAAUGAGACCUGGUCCACGCUCUUUGGCGGCGGCAUGAAGAAGCUGCUCAUCAAGCCGGCCACGGCGCAGCCUGUAAGUCAAACAGGAGCAGCACCUGGUAGUGGCGGUGGUAAUGGUUCCACAUCCGAAGAGCCUGCCGAUGAGAACAGCGUUUGGAACACUGUGACCUCCAUUACCAAGCAGCGCAUGAAGCUAAACAUGAAGAUCCUGGGCAGCUUUAGCCAGAACAGCACCUCCAGCAACAUGAAGGAGGACAAGCCCACGUACCGGGAGCAAUUUAUGCCACCAGAGACCUCCAUGUUGUCCUACUUUCUGACCAAACCGCCAGCCACGGAAUGCGAUUAUUACGACACUGAUGACUCCAACGAGUCGGAGGAUGAGGAGGAGGAGGAGGACGAUGAUGAUGUUAAUGUGAGCCGCUCCCAGCUGAAGGCCAAGGAGAAUACCGAGCACACCAAUCCCACAUCCUAUUCGUGGAGUAUUCUACGCUUGGCCCUCAUCAAGAUCAGCACGCACAAGAUCCAGGAGCUGGUCAAGGUGGCCGGCAUCGAGCUGCAGGAUCUGCCCGUGAUUAGUCCUCUCUCGCACGAGGUCCUGCGCACUCUGAACCGCUGGCAGGAGUUUGCUCUGAGCGAUCUCAUUGCCCGGGGUCCUCCUUCGCGCAAUUUUAUACCUGGUUGCCAUACGGAGAGCGGCAUUAGUGGCUUGGCCAUUCACAAGUAUCGUUCGCUGCUCAACAAGGACAACACACCAUUUGUCUCGGGCUCGGCCACGGGUCCCAUAAGGCGUUUGUGGAACUAUCUGGUGCGCCAGGAGCCCGCCCAGGAGGUCUUCAUCAAGAGCAUUUUCGGCAAGAACAUGGAGCCAAGCACGCGCAGCUCCCAUCACACCCAGAACGACAACGAGACCGAUGAAGGUCAAUCGCAUUCGACCAACGAGAAUACCGAUCACAUUCGGAUCAUUCACAAGGAUCACGAAUCGAUAUUGUCCUUCUGCUUGAAGAAUAACACCUCCUCGAUGAUUGCCUUUGCCAAUCCCCGCGAGAUCCAGGAGUUUGACAUCUCGCUGCUGCUGGAAUCGCCGAAUUGGUACGAGGACGAGUGCGACUAUGACAUGAUGAGCAUGUCCAAAGAUGCCGACACCAACAGCUCCUCGUUCCUCAUCAUCCAGACGCAAGAUCAGAACAAUCAACAAUUUGGAGGCGGCAGCAACAAUGCCUACAGCGAGUCCAAUGCCAGCACGCAGAGUGCCUCGCAAUCCGGUCGUGGCACAUCCAUGGUGCUGCGCCACAAGGUGGACAAUGUGAAGCGCAUGAGCGCCCAUCCGCUGAUGCCUUUGUACCUGACCGGCGGCCAAGAUGGCUCCGUGCAGAUCUGGGAAUGGGGCCACCAGCAGCCUGUUUGCUCGCCCCGUCAGCCUGGCACCUUUGCCAAGGUCACACGCUGUCGCUUCUCGGAGCAGGGCAACAAGUUUGGCAUAGGCGAUGGCGAUGGCAAGCUUAGCCUCUGGCAGGCGGGAAUUGCCUCACAAAACAAUCGUUCGUUCAUAAGCUAUCAGUGCCACAACAAGGCUCUGUCCGAUUUCGUAUUCCUGGGUUCGUGCAGUCUUCUGGCCAGCGCUGGCCAGAGUUCCGAGAACAAGAACAUCAACAUCUGGGACACGCUGCUGCCCCACAAGAAGUCCUGUGUGUCGGCCUUUACCUGCCAUGACCAGGGCUCAUCCUGUCUGGUGUUUGCACCGCAGCACCAGGUGCUCAUCUCGUGCGGCAAGCGCGGCGAUGUAUGCGUCUUUGAUGUGAGACAGCGCACGCUGCGCCAUCGCUAUCAGGCCCAUGAUAGCACCAUCAAGUGCAUUGCUUUGGAUCCCCAUGAGGAGUUCUUUGUCACUGGCUCCAUAGAGGGUGACAUUAAGAUUUGGGACAUGAAUCAGUUUAUGCUGAUCAAUACGUUCCCCCAUGAGCAUGCCAAGAACGGGUUCUUCAAGCAUACCGGCCAGGGCGUCAGCCAGGUGUAUGUGGAUCCCUUUGGACGGCUCUUCUCCUGCGGCUCCGAUGGCUGCAUGAAGGUCCGCCUGCUGGUCGAGAAGGACAACAUCGUUCACUCCGUGUAUUGAAAAAGCUGUAUUCUAACCGUAAACGUAACCGUAGCUAAUGCUAGAGCCGGUUCGUGUCCGCAGCCAUGUCCAUGUCCAUGUCCAUGUCCGUCUCCGUGAGCUGUCUGUUUGUGUGAGCGAGCGGGUCGCGAACCGAGUGUCCUAAAAAUAUGUGUAUUUUCUUUGUUAAUCGUUGAUUAUUGUAACAUUUUACAUUAUAUAUAUAUUGAAUUUUCCUACACACACAAACAUAUAUAUAUAUGCAUAUAUAUAUAUAUAUGUGUUUUAUAUUACUAUAUCUACUUACUAUUUACCAUUUUUGUUUGUUUUCCCCUUCCGUUCUGCUAUUUAAUGCGAAGAAACUGGUUUGUUUCACGUUCGAUGAGUAUUUCCUAAACAGACUAUAUAUAUUAUACAGAUACCAGAUAUAUAUAUAUAUAUAUUAUAUGCUUUAAAUCAAUUAUUAAUUAUUAUUAUAUUAUACGAUAUACAAGACAUUCGACAGUAUGGUAAAACGAUAUGCUUACGAAUAUAUAUUACGAUCUAUGUAUGUCUUUGUGUUGAGCUUUGUGCUACAAAUUUGUCUGUUGUUGAAUCAAUCAAGAUAUAUAUGUAUACCUAAAACGAACCUAAAUGAAUUAACUAAAAACUAAAUAAAGUGCAAAAUAAAUGAAAAAAAACAAUAAA